GAAAAAUAUCAAACACUAGUGCUUUUAGGUGAAACUGGCUGUGGGAAAAGCACACAAGUCCCACAGGUAAUUUGCUCAUAAUAAUUUAUAAAAAAUUACAAAUAAAAGUGCCUGUGAAAAUUUCAAUACAUAAAUAAUACUUAAAUAGAAAAAACAAUUUAAUUCAAAUAAUAUUAAAAUACUUAUUAAUAAAAUGAGUAAGUGACGAUAACUAAAGUUAUACUAUAGACAAAAAGAUUUUGACUGAUAAGCUGAAGGAUACUACCUCAUUGCAAAAUUUAAAAGUCAUUUGAUCAAUUUUCAAACUUUCUGUACAUUAAAGCGUUAAUAUACAUUGACAGAUAAAUAUCUUGAAUGACGCCUGACAAUGAUAAGAUAAAUGAAAAAUUUUACUACGGAAGUAACAUAAAAGUAAAAAAAAAUUUAUAUCAAUUUAUUUGUCUUUAUCGACAUAAUACUUGAUUAUUACAAAGUUUUUUUCUUAACUCAACAACAGUUUUCACGUUAAACAUCAAGCAUGAUGAUCAAAGUGGUGUCACUAAUUCAAGAAAAGCGAUCAAUUAUUGCAUUUUUUGCUGUGUAUAUAUGUUUCUGUUUGAUAAUGGAUGUGCGACUUUACUACAGAGUACAAGAUUAUUCAGUUCGACCUAUCAAAGAUAGUUUGGAUUACCAAUCGAAUGUUCCAUGUGAUUUAAAUCCAUUUUGCGUAGUGACAGUUAAAGGAUUAAUGUUAGACUAUUUGAAUUUUUAUGUGUUUAGUCCUUUAGCAGCUUUAGUUGACAGAAUUUUUGGAUUAAGUAAAUGGGAAUGGUUGUCACCAAAUCAUAUAAGUUUUUUCCACGUAUUGGUCGCCAUUCUUGCUGGAAAACUGAUCUCAAGUAAGUCUUUAUCACAACGAAAACUGGGAGUUUUAGUCUUCCAAAUUCGCUCAUGGCUUGAUGACCUCGACGGACUUAUAGCAAGAAAAAGAAAACAUAUUGGAGGUGAACACUCUGAUGUAGGUAGCACUGGAUAUUUUGUGGAUGCCAUAUGUGAUUCUUUAGGAAGUGUUGCUCUCUUGAUAGGAAUUUUUUUCUGCCUUAAAAAUACCUUAGCAAGACGUGGUGGAUAUAUUAGACUUCAACCUUUAGUACCGUCCAUAACAGAAGGUCCGAUUGGUUCCUGUGUUGUACACAAAAAAAAGAUGACUUCAAAAAAUGUCUUACCAUCAGUUGUACUUAUUACUGGAUCAUUAGUAGCUUCAAGUCUUGCAUGGAAUCGAUAUAUUGAUUUAUAUCAAAACCUUCUUGAAGGAAAUUAUAAAAAUCGAGCUAUCUCCCAUGAAGAUUUUUAUAACAGACAAACUGUGGUCAUCCGUAGCAUAUUUUUCUGGAUAAUAACCACUUCGUGGAGGCUCAUUAACCCUCACGCACUUACAGAUUACCUCUUAAUAGCUGUUUUUGUAGAUAGACUUUGGGAAUACAUACAGUCUGCUCGCUGGAUUAGCUACAUAGUUAUUUUUAUACUUAUUUAUUUGUCAGAUUUUCAUUAUAUUCAAAAUUAUCGAUUUAUUUGGAAUAUCGAAUCUACUGUAAGCGCAGACAACUUUUAUGUAAAUUCGAAUAAUUCUUUAGUUUUAUAAUAGUUUAAAGAUAAC
Molecule: messenger RNA, 1636 nt
Organism: Chelonus insularis
Lineage: Eukaryota; Metazoa; Arthropoda; Insecta; Hymenoptera; Braconidae
Gene: Cpes
Product: Ceramide phosphoethanolamine synthase
Exons: 1
Coding region: 518-1621 (367 amino acids)
Biological process (GO): phospholipid biosynthetic process
Cellular component (GO): membrane
Molecular function (GO): phosphotransferase activity, for other substituted phosphate groups
Source: RefSeq, a predicted model, not a curated record